AUGAUCAGACCGACAACAAUCACAGCUCUUGAAGCUGCUGUUCAGGCUGUAAGAUCGUGGUGGAGAAUAAUAUUCAUUAAUGGUAUGAAUAGAAGGGUUGUGUACACGGAGUUCUUGGAACGUAAACCAAUGUCGCCAAGCAAUAUGACUCAGAUGGCUUGGGCUGGUUCGUAUAGGCUCGGUUGCGGUAUGAGAAACUGCGGUGAUUUCAGAGCCUUCGUUUGCCGCUAUGGUCCUCGUGGUAACAUCUACCAGGAACAAAUUUACGUCCCAGGUCCAGUAUGCGGUAGUUGCUUCGCCGGGAACUGCAUAGACGGACUUUGUCCUACACCUACGAUGUGA
Messenger RNA from Strongylus vulgaris, 342 nucleotides. Lineage: Eukaryota; Metazoa; Nematoda; Chromadorea; Rhabditida; Strongylidae. The record is from the annotation of a GenBank genome assembly.